Hibiscus syriacus is the source of this 1575-nucleotide messenger RNA. Its product is annotated as AT-hook motif nuclear-localized protein 13-like. The record is from RefSeq and is a predicted model, not a curated record. Bases 156 to 1313 code for a protein of 385 amino acids. Gene Ontology annotation, molecular function: minor groove of adenine-thymine-rich DNA binding. NCBI's taxonomy places the organism in Eukaryota, Viridiplantae, Streptophyta, Magnoliopsida, Malvales, Malvaceae. The transcript has 5 exons.
CUUGAACUGAACUCCUUUUGAUUUUUUUUCUCCAACACUCUUUCGCAAUUUCAGUCGAAUUACCAUUUGAUUCACAUUUCACUUCUUCUCCCUUUUUAAUUUUCCUAUUUGAUACUCAGAACAAACAGAUAUUCAAAAGAAAAUUGGGUUUAGAAAUGGAGUCGAGAGAAGUACAGGGUCAGGCGGCAAUGGGGAGGGGAUUACAGCUACAGGAAGCGCAAUACAUGGUAAUAGGACCCACAUCAUCCUACCCUUCCAACUCCACCUUGAUCAACUCUAAUCCCACCGCUAAUUUCCCUCCUCCUCCAGCUCAUCGUUUCUCCUUCAACCCCUUAACUUCCCCGCCGUCGCAUAAUCAGCACCAUUUACAACAGUUCCAUCAUCAAAACCAACAGCUACUCAAGCCGUUGGAUUCUUUGAACUCCGUCGACUUUGAUGGAUCGCCUCAAUUUCAGUACAAUACGGAACACGCCAUGAAAAAGAAGCGAGGUAGGCCUAGGAAAUAUGCUCCCGAUGGUAACAUUGCUUUACAAUUGGCACCCACCACCCCAGUUGCUAACCACUCCCCCAAUCACGGUGGUAGUGACUCUGUCGGUUUAGAAAGUGUUGGUGAUGCGGUGGAACAGCCUCCUAAAAGGAAUCGCGGAAGGCCGCCCGGUUCUGGAAAAAGACAGAUCGAUGCAUUAGGUGGUGUUUCAGGGGUGGGAUUUACUCCUCAUGUGAUCACCGUGAACGCAGGAGAGGAUGUAGCAUCAAAGAUUACGGCCUUUUCACAGCAAGGACCGCGCGCAGUCUGUAUUCUCUCUGCAAAUGGUGCUGUCUGUAAUGUUACACUCCGCCAGUCUGGUGGUAUGGUAAAAUAUGAGGGCCGAUUUGAAAUUAUUUCUUUAUCAGGUUCGUUUUUGGUUUCUGAAAAUAAUGGUAGUUGCAGCAGGAGUGGCGGAUUAAAUAUCUCCUUGGCUGGGUCUGAUGGUCAAGUAGUAGGUGGUGGAGUUGCAGGCACACUACAGGCAGCAACACCAGUUCAGAUCAUUGUCGGCAGCUUUAUUGCAGAUGGGAAAAAACAGAACUUGGAUGUUUUGAGAACUGGACCUUCUUACAUACCAACAUCGAAUUUGCAAACCUUCGGGGCUCCAGGGACAGCAGGUAGCUCUCCUUCACAUGCUGGCUCAAGUAAGUCUUCUGAUGAAAACGGCGGUAGCCCUCUUAAUGGAGGGUCUGGUUUUCAUAAUAACUUGGCUCCUCCAUCUAUGCAUGAUAACAAUAUGCAAAUGCAAAUGAACUCACUUUGGCCCGGCCACACUAAACAAUGAGGAUGCCGUUUUCUGAAUUACCAGUUGAGCAGUUUGGGCUUGGGCAUCGACUCAGUGAAUGUUCUUGCAUAACACUUAGUUGUCAAAUUGCGAGAGAAUCAUUUUUUCUUCUUAGAUCCAGGGUUUUUCUUGAUUGUGGUGUAGGUUUCAAGUUUUGUUCAGGUCAUUGAAAAAUGACUGUUUUUGAUAGCAGAAGAACGUUUGCAGCUAUUUCUUAGACUCUACUGGAUUGGAGCUUAUUAGGUUUCAGAUGUUUAAGGUU